UGGUCAACUGUGAAUUAGAGGAAUGUUCAUAGAUCGGGUGAAAACAACUGAGUGUACAGCGGGCUCAAUCUAGAUAAACUAUGUACAAUAAAGAAAAUCUGAAAACCGAUUUAAUAACUAGAUGAUUAUUUUUGUUUUGAGACAAGCCGAAUCCAUUACUGUUGAGGGGACAUUUAACUAAGUUAAGAGACGUUAUUCAGUCACAGGACUUUGGGGUCUGUUUGAUCUUGUCUAUUUGUUUAGGACAAGACCACGUCAAAGUUCAGUUUUGGAUUCAAUUCUCUACUUGUGUCCCGCAAACACAAAGCAGCACACAGUAAAGAGAAGCCUUCAAGAUGCAGGUGAUAGUGACAGUUGUUUCUUUGGCCUGCUUGCUGGUCAGUCCAACGCUGGCUGGCAUCAAAGACCUCAGUUCGCACUUUAAUCCUGCUAACCCAGACCCCAGGGGCUUUCAAGGGAGCGGGGGCACAGAUAUGGAAGACAUUGAUUUAGACUUCCACAAGGCAAACACCAUCACCAAUGACCUAGUGUUUGACGGCUUUGAAGACACAGAUUACAUUGAUUUUGAUAAGAUCCUGUCUGCAGGCAGCGAUGACUAUAUCGAAGGAGAUGAGAUUGACGAGAUUGCAACCCCCGCACCGGACAUCGACAUAUUCGCUGAACCAUCGGACCCAAAAAUUCGUCGUGCCAGACUCCUACGGCUCUUCCACGGUCGCUCUCGCCUCCGACGCCUCAACGUUGCAAACGCGCUCUUCGGCUUCAACCUCUACCGUAGUCUUCGCAAUGACGUCAACCAGACUGACAACAUUCUGCUGGCGCCUGCUGGGAUCUCCAUUGCCAUGGGGAUGAUGUCUUUGGGAAGCGGACCUGCAACGCAUAAUCAGAUCUACAAAGUUUUGGGAUUCACUGAAUUUGUAAAUGCGAGCAGUCACUACGACAACAGCACAGUGCAUAAGCUCUUCAGGAAGUUGACCCACAGGCUUUUCCGCAGAAACUACGGCUAUACGCUGCGCUCGGUGAACGACGUCUACGUGAAAAAGAACGUCUCGGUGAAAGAUGCUUUCCGUGCAGACACCAAGGCUUAUUAUUUUGCAGAACCGCAGUCGGUGGACUUUAGCGAUGCUACCUUUUUGAACAAGGCCAACAGUCGCAUUCUAAAGCUCACUAAGGGACUCAUCAAGGAGCCGCUCAAGAGCAUCGACCCAAAUAUGGUACUAAUGCUGCUCAACUACUUGUACUUUAAAGGAACAUGGGAACAGAAGUUCCCUAAAGAGAUGACACACUACCGCAACUUUCGUGUGAAUGACAAGACAAAUGUACGAGUGCCGAUGAUGACCAAUAAGGGAAACUACCUAGCUGCCGCCGACCAUGAACUUGAUUGUGACAUCCUACAACUCCCGUACUCAGGAAAUAUCAGCAUGCUCAUUGCCUUGCCGAGGAAGAUAACAGGUAUGAGGACAUUGGAGCAGGAGAUCUCGCCCACAGUUGUCAACAAAUGGAUCAAAAACAUGACAAACAGAACCCGUGAAGUGGUGAUACCUCGCUUCAAAUUGCAACAGAAUUAUGACUUGAUUGAGAAUCUAAAAGAAAUGGGACUCACUGACUUGUUUCAUGACGGCGGAGACUUCUCUGGAAUGACCUCGGAUAAGGUUGUCAUGAACUGGCUUAAGCACCAGGGAACCAUCACUGUGAACGAGGAAGGCACGGAGGCAGCUGCUCUGACCCAGGUGGGCUUCAUGCCACUCUCCUCCCAAAUCCGCUUCGUAGUGGACCACCCCUUCCUUUUCCUCAUCUACGAGCACCGUACAGACUGUGUCGUGUUCAUGGGCCGCGUGGCCAACCCGUCACAGAAUUAAAUGUGAAAAAUGCAGUAACUUCAAACUGUUUCUUGCAAUAUCAAUACUUGUGGGGUAUUAAUGCACCUAAAUACACUUUAAGAAAUCAGCUUUGUGUUUGCAUAUGUAAUUUUUAUUGUGUUACUGAACAGUAAGACGUAAAGCUGGGUCCGUUGGUA
Molecule: messenger RNA, 2014 nt
Organism: Corythoichthys intestinalis (scribbled pipefish)
Lineage: Eukaryota; Metazoa; Chordata; Actinopteri; Syngnathiformes; Syngnathidae
Gene: serpind1
Product: serpin peptidase inhibitor, clade D (heparin cofactor), member 1
Exons: 7
Coding region: 336-1856 (506 amino acids)
Biological process (GO): negative regulation of endopeptidase activity; blood coagulation
Molecular function (GO): serine-type endopeptidase inhibitor activity
Source: RefSeq, a predicted model, not a curated record